AUGACAACUAUUCUCAAAGGAUACUAUUUAAAGGUAACGCUCGAGAAUAGAAUCGUCAAGCAUAAUGGACGCAAAGUCUAUUUAUCGAUUGUCGAACAUGGCAAUGGCAUACCCGACAAUGCUCUCAUUCUCAAAAUCAACGCCACCUGUGCCAAAUUUUCAGUGUGUCUGAGCAUCCGUUCGCAAUGUGGCUGGAAGGAACUUGACCAAAACGAAAGCGGAGAGUUGACAUUUGAUCUAAAGGUAGAGGUGACCGGAAAGUCCCAAAGAGCGCCCCUCUUCCCACUCGUCUUCCAACUCUGUGAAAAGAACCACGACCAAGUGUCUCUCAUCUCCAAGUCGGUCAUCCCCGUCAAGGCCAUCACCAAGAUCCCCAAGAAAUCGUUGCGCGCUGAGCUUGUGCCAUUGGGCGAGCAGCCCACCAAGCCUCCCCAAACCUACCCCGCCAACGGCUCGGGAUCCGGGUCGCCAGAACCCGAGGAAGUCGAGCAAAACGACUUGGUCAUGGAAGAUGAUGAAGAGGAAGAAACCGACUCUGCUUCAUCCUCUGAUUCGUCCUCUCCAAGAUUACAAUCUUCCUCUGCCAACAAACAAUUGCUGGUGGCUAGUCCCCCCGCCGGCUCGCUGUCCACCUCUAUCACUGGUCUAGUGUCAUCCUUCCAUAUUGGCCAGUCCCCAUCAUCAUCCACUUCGGUUUCUCCAAGCAACUCAUCCACAUCGUUGGUCCUCCCACCACUUUCAUUAAAUAAUAGUAACGGUAAUACUAGUAACACUGCUAGCAGUGCCAAUAGUAGCAACAACUCGUCGCCAUCUGCUUUGAAAAAGAGUAAGAGUUGUGCACCCAAUCAAUCUACCGGCCCCAAACUAUCCAUUUCCACAUCAUCUAAUGGUCUCUUGACCGCUGCAGCUACAUCAGCAGCUGAACCACAAGUGGAACGACCAUCAUCUGCUGGAAUUCCAACCAACCCACCAUCACGUGCUAUUAGCAAAUCAAAUAAUGAAUCAUCGGCAUCACAGCCGGUUCAUGCACACGAAGACUCCUUGGCAUUUUUAUCUGCCUUGGCUGCAAUGAAGUCCUCAUCUUCACCAACCCCCUCUUCUCCCACAACAACAACCCCAAACACAUCGGCCUCUUCAUCUCCCACCCCUUCCUCAUUGUCUUCUAUUCUCUGUCAACCAAACGAGAAUGACAAUGAGCUUUUACCAACCCCUCCUUCUCCUUCAAGCCAACAACAAAUACAAAGAAGAUCAUUAUCACCAAACAAAAAACAACCAAUAACCCUAACCCAAUCCAAUAACAAUACCAAUAAUACUAUUUCAAAUAUAUCAACAUCCAUUAAUCAUUUUUAUUCCCAACAUGUUUUCCCACCUUCUCCUCAACAACAACACCAAUUACAACAACAACAACAACAACAAAAAUUAAAGAUCCAGUUACAACAACAACAACAAUCGUCACCCAUUUCAUCACCAACUCAAACCACCAACUUUUCCCCAAGAUCUUGUACAUUUAAUACCAUCAACAACAUUAACAACAAUAAUAACAAUAAUAACAAUAACAAUAGUAUUUAUAAAAUGAUUUCCCCACAACAACCAUCAUUGACAUCUGUACCACCUACAAUCAAACCAUCUCCAUUGGUUUUAAGUGUUCCAACCAACACUUUAAUUGUUCCAACAGUUGCAAUGAAUAAUAAUAACAGCAGCAGCAGCAGUGCAUAUAAUACUCCUAAAAUGGCUUCAUUGGCACCAUUAUUUGGUACCAAUCUUUUAACAAUGAAUCAUCACAAUAACAACAACAACCAUCAUCAUCAUAACCAUCAUCUUAACCAUUUCCAACAUCAUCAUCAUCCUCAUCACAACUCGUCACAACUACAAAAUUUGAUGAACCCAAUUGGCAAUGGGACAUGUAGUAGUGAACAAUUCAACUUGUUUAGUCAUAACAACAAACGCAAGUUGGAAGACGAGAUGUAA
Cavenderia fasciculata is the source of this 1968-nucleotide messenger RNA. RefSeq lists its product as uncharacterized. The transcript has a single exon. The record is from RefSeq and is a predicted model, not a curated record. Bases 1 to 1968 code for a protein of 655 amino acids. Lineage: Eukaryota; Evosea; Eumycetozoa; Acytosteliales; Cavenderiaceae.